AUGGAAGCCACAGCUUCGCAGAAGUUGCCUGGUGUUAACACAGCAGUGUUCACCAGAUCGAAGGCUCUGCAACGCAGCCUCAGACAUUGGGAGAUGCACGUUCCAUCCCAGACCUCCAGAGAAUUGGAUCUACUGGUAUCUGACCCAAAGUCAUUCAGCCUCAACCAACAAACCGGGCUCAGCACAUGGACACCCAUAACACACAAGGCAGCCAAUCAACAGCUCUUUGAAGAGAGAGUGAUCCUUGUGGGUCAUUGGUUUGACCUAUGGACCGACAACAGAAAACAGUUUAUCUACAGUAUUUUAAAGCAUUGCAGCAAAUCACAGCUCAAGUUUGCUCAGGAUUGGUUCACUGAAGCUGUCCCGAUAGACAAGGUGGACUUCACUACUGUAAUCCCCUGCUUCCUGUCUCUCUAUGCCUUCUCGUUCUUGAGUCCCAGACAGCUCUGCUUGGCCUCUCAAGUCAACUGGCACUGGCGAUUCCUGACUGAACAGGACUGUCUAUGGAUGCCCAAGUGCGUGAAGCAUGGCUGGUUUCCACCCUACAGCCCCCCGGACCACGCGUAUGGGGCAUGGAAGCGACACUACAUCGCCUGCAUCCGCAGCCUGGAUUACCUCACGCCAGCUGAGGUGGCCAGGGUGUACGGGGUCACCGCUGAGCCCAACAAGGCAACAUUGGAGCGGCAGGAGAGGCGGAGUGAGAGGUUGCUGAGGAGGCGAACCCAGCAAUGGCUAACACGGCAGUAAAGGGAUUCGCUGAGCUACCGACCUCCGUGGCUGAGCGGAAAGUGGACUACUCGAUGGUACAACACAAGAGCACGUCACAGCCCGACCCUGGAGAGGGCCAGGAGCAGCACAUCACUGUGGCUGAUGGGAGAUCGAACCCAGGCCAGUCUGCCCCUCUCCCAUCUGCUGAGUGAAGAGAGCGUGGCCUCAGCCUCGCGGAGCCUGGCUGCGGACCAGCAGUGCUGGCUGGGAUCAGCGGUAACACUGCAGGGGAAGAGCCUCAGUGGUGGUGGUCCCUGCCCUAUGUCCCACAGCACGGCUGCCAUGCCAGAGAAUGGUACCUCUAACCACCCCCGAGUGGUUCUCAUUUCGUCCAGGAUCCCGGCGUGGGAGGUGGCCCUGGACCGUGUGAGAGUCGAGGUGAUACCCGUUGUGUAUGACCAUUGUGGAACGACGCUGGAGAGCCUCCUGUUUCGAGUGGAGCAGGAUCUGAGAGGCCGGAGAGUGAGGAGCAUUGGGAUACUCACCGAGGAAGACUCGACCGAGCUGGACUUGGUCCAAGGCUGCAGGGUCAGUUCAAAGAAUCCGGGCUGCAUCCUGCCACAAGAAGAAGGAGAAGACAUCCACAUCUUUGUGCGGUUGGCUGCAGCAGAGGCAGGAAUGGAACUCCUGUCCCAGUUGUCUGCACUGACUGCUGUGUGCUGCAACAUGCUUACAGGCAUGGUGACUGGAUCCUGCCAACAUCUUUUCAGCGAGUGGCUGUGGGCAGCUGGGGUCCCCUCUCCCCCAGCCAGGGACUUCAAUGAGAAGAAGCUGCUGACGUGGACCAGGAUGGCAGAAGUGAGCGAGGAACUCCAUGGGCACAUCCGCAAGGCGAUGGAACCACACUGCAGACAUCUGCAGAGGCACCUCUACGGGAGGCUGAUUGGAUUUACGAGUACGUCAGUGACCUGACCCUCUUCCUUUUCAAUGAUGCCCUUCUUUUUGCCUCAAGAAGAGUUUCCCAUCUGCCCUUCAAACGGAAUCCAAAGGCAUCGCUCAGGUUCUCGGCAUCCGUGGCUCUCUC
Mobula hypostoma (lesser devil ray) is the source of this 1792-nucleotide messenger RNA. Its product is annotated as epithelial cell-transforming sequence 2 oncogene-like. The record is from RefSeq and is a predicted model, not a curated record. NCBI's taxonomy places the organism in Eukaryota, Metazoa, Chordata, Chondrichthyes, Myliobatiformes, Myliobatidae. Gene Ontology annotation, molecular function: protein binding.